AAAAUUCAGAAAUCAGUUAAAGUUUUGAUUAAGAUUAAGAAUUAUGGCGAAAAGUUUCUUUCAGCUAUUUUCGAGCAAUAAAUGAACAUAACUCUUAGUUUAUUGCUCCAGUAUCUGACGGAAUUUUAUCAAAUAAUAAUAUGAAAUUCGUAUUAUUAUUGAUAGUUCUUGUGGCUCUCGUCGCUUGCAUUCAAGCAGGUGAAUAUCAAUGGGGUGAGCCUGGGCCGAAGGAUUUUCUUAUCGCCAAGGAUAAAGUUAAAAAGCGAUAUGUUUGGGGCUUGAAAGUUUCGAAGAAAUAUGUUUUUAAGCAAAAGAAAGUCGAUGCUUUGACUAUAACAGCUAUUCGAGUAAAAGACAUUAAGAAAAAAUAUGAUUCAACUGCUGAACUUGUUAGUGGAGGACUCGGAUCAAAAGGUUGCACCAUAAGAUUAAAGUCAAAACGCGGUAAAAGUAUCAGGUCACGAGUGGAGAUCUGGGGGCGUUGAAAAUUUUUCAAAAAAAACUAAAUGUUACUUGAGACUUUUUGUAAUAAAUAAUGCACAAGACAUUUAUUAACAAUAAUUAAAUGGA
Molecule: messenger RNA, 570 nt
Organism: Eupeodes corollae
Lineage: Eukaryota; Metazoa; Arthropoda; Insecta; Diptera; Syrphidae
Exons: 3
Coding region: 141-485 (114 amino acids)
Source: RefSeq, a predicted model, not a curated record